AUGGCGUUUCAAGAAGUUAUAGAUGCCCUUGUUUAUGGAUUUGCUGAUGAAUAUCUGGACGAGGAAGAGUUCUCAAUUCUUUACGAUUUGUACAAAUCGGUAAAUCCUUUGUACCCUUACUGAGAAUUUCAGCCAUUUUGUUUACAAACUAUUGAUUCAAGUGAACGUCUAGCCGAGUUUCGUGUGACCAAAGAGGAUAUUCCUUUUCUAGCAGAAUGUUUGAGAAUUGAUGAUUGAUUUAUAUGCUCACAAGGGAGGUUUUUUGGUGGUUUGGAAGGUCUUUGCUUACUAUUAAGGAUACUUACGUAUCCUUGUCGUUAUUUUGAUCUGGUGAAGAUGUUCGCCCGUCCAGUACCAAAACUUAGUAUGUUUUCAAACACAGUGCUUCACAGGAUCUACGACAACCAUGCAUUUCAUCAAACAUCUUGGGAUCAGUUUUCCUAUCACCUCCAUAAAGGCAGAACGGUAUUGUCGAUCAAUAGCAGACAAUGUAUGCCCCCCUGAGAAACUGUGUCGGUUUUAUUGACGCCACAGUACUUUCCAUAUCUCGAACAGAUAAGAACCAAAGAUCAGUAUAUAAUGACCACAAGAGGGUUAAUGCCCUAAAAUCCCAAUGGUUUGCCCUUCUAAUUGGCAACCUGUUUGGCUCAGUAGAAGGCUGUAGACAUGAUGCAGCAAUGCUACGAGAAUCCAACAUUCUAACAGUUCUUGAAAGAGUUGCACAUAACCCAGCAGCUAAUGAUCUCUGUUUGUAUGGCGAUCCAGCCUAUCCACUACGACCACAGCUCAUGGGACCGUAUUGUCAAUGUGAUGUCCCAGUGCUUACAGAUGAAAUGAAAGCAUUUAACAAAGCGAUGAGCGCAGUGUGA
This is a messenger RNA of Paramuricea clavata, 869 nucleotides long. The record is from the annotation of a GenBank genome assembly. NCBI's taxonomy places the organism in Eukaryota, Metazoa, Cnidaria, Anthozoa, Malacalcyonacea, Plexauridae.